AUCCGGCAGUGGGCUACUAGACUAGGCGGAUCCUACAUAGCGCGUGCUUACGACUGUCUUACUGAACUGCAGAAGAGCCACUGCUGUUGAAAACCAGUUUCUGACCGCCCUUUCGCAAUAGGCCGAAAUGAAGAGCGCCGAGAAGGUUGUGGCUUACUUCUACGAUGAAGAGAUAGGAAAUUACUGCUAUGGCGGGGGCAACCCUAUGCGCCCGCACAGAGCGCGAAUGUGCUACUCGCUGGUUGACAGUUACGGGCUCACAAAGAAGAUGAUGGUGCAGCGGCCACGUCCUCGGGAGUUUGAGGAGCUUACGGAUUUCCACGCGGACGAUUACAUCAAUUUUCUGCGCGGCGUGACGCCCAACACGGUCGAUGAGAACAUGAUGCAGCUACGUCGCUUCAACAUGGGCAUUGCGGGAGAGGCUGACUGCCCGGUCUUCGACGGCAUGUAUGAGUAUUGCCAGACGUACUCGGGUGGCUCAGUGGACGGCGCGGCGCAACUGGCCAGCGGCAACGCGGAGAUAGCCUUCAACUGGUCGGGCGGCAUGCACCACGCCAAGAAGGCGGAGGCCAGCGGCUUCUGCUACGUGAACGACAUCGUUAUGGCCAUUCUGGAGCUGCUCAAGACGCACGCUCGUGUGCUGUAUGUGGACAUUGACAUCCACCACGGCGACGGCGUGGAGGAGGCGUUCUACCUGACGGACCGCGUCAUGACGGUGUCGUUCCACAAGUACGGCGAGUUCUUUCCGGGCACCGGCGCGCUGGACGACAUCGGGUACGGCAAGGGCAAGUACUACACGGUGAACGUGCCGCUUAAGGACGGAAUGGACGACGACAGCUACAAGCUGCUGUACGAGCCCAUCAUGCAGAAGGUGAUGGAGAUGUACCAGCCCGGCGCCAUCGUGAUGUGCUGCGGCGCCGACUCGCUCAGCGGCGACCGCCUGGGCUGCUUCAACCUGUCGCUGGAGGGACACAGCAACUGCCUGGAGUUCCUGGCCAGGUUCAACGUGCCCAUGCUUAUCCUGGGCGGCGGCGGCUACACGCUGCGCAAUGUGGCGCGGUGCUGGUGCUACGAGACCGGCCGCAUGAUGGGCAUUGACCUGCCGGACGUGCUGCCGGAGAAGGCUCUGGAUGAGUACAACAUGUACUUGGACACUCAGCGGUUGCGCAUCGCUGUGUCCAACAUGAAGAACGCAAACGAGCGCCCCGAGCUGGAGCAGAUCAAGACUGCGGUGCUGGCCUACCUGUCCCAGCUGCCGCCAGUGCCCAGCGCCCAGAUGGCCUACGUGCCGCCGGCCGCCGGGCGCGACAAGCCCACGGACGGGCUGCCGGAGGAGGACCCCGACGUGCGCGGCGGCGGCCAGGCACACGACGAGGUCCGCAGGGUGCGGGACGGCGACGAGAGCGACGGCGAGGAGGGCACUGGCCGGGGCGGCUUUGGCGAGCACACCAACCCCACGGCGGCGGCGGGCGCGGCGGUGGCGGGCGGGCGGGUGUUCAUGCGGUUCACGCCCGACGGCCAGCCCGAGGCGCGGCCGGUGGACGGGCAAGCGGCCGCGGGCGGAGACGCGAUGGUGGUUGACGGCGUGGGAGCAGCGCGGCCGGCGGCAGUGCCGGCACCAGCGGUUACGGGGCCGGGGCCGGCUGCGGCUGUGCCUGUGGCUGUGCCUGACGUGGCGCAACCGGUGGUUGACGGCGGCGCAGUCCCGGCGGCGGCGGUGGCGGCGGCAAUGGCGGCGGCGGUGGCGGCGGGCGCCGCGCCCGACCUCAUGACGGUCCGGCAGACGCCUGAGCUGGCGCAGGCGGCGGCGGGCCUGCCUGCGGGCCUGCAGCCUGUGAGCGAGCCGCCGCAGUAGUGGAGGGGCAGCAGUGGAUGCAGGCUAGUGUCGAGGCGGCAGCGGGAGGCUUGCAGCAGCAGUGGAGGUCGACGGGAGCGGAAGCGGAGGCGUGACGCAGGCGACUGGCGUGGACACUCAUCCACGUGGCGAUGGGGGCCGAGAUACCCGUUGCGUGUGAGGGGUUGGUUCGCCAGCAGGUUUGCUGUUGUGUUGACGCAUGCGGGUGGGUGCAGUGCCGGUGGCCCCGCUGGUCGCCUGGCGGCGGCUGGUCACUGCAGUCACCGGCUUGACUCUGGACAUGACUGGUACAUGUAGUCAGACACAUUAUUUUACACGCAAUCUUGCGCAGCCCCACGAAUUGAGGGGCGUGGUUUCUGAACGUGGCGACAUUGAACAUGGCUUUCAUUCUGGGUUUGCGGGGUGUUUGGAGUGCCGGCAAUCAACAAUCCGCACGUGGCAUUGUCGCUUUUUCACAGACACAUGUUUUGCAUUCGAAAUACGAGGCGAUAGGAUGCCAACAUGGUGGGUCGCUGGGCGUGAGCUCUUAAGCCGCGGCAUGACGUUGCGGGCACGCCUGUGUGGGACCCGCGGAGUUCGGGGGACUGCACUGGCACUGUGUUGGUGGCGCCCGGCCAAGCUGCUCUGAAGCCUGCGAUGUAAAGGUUAGGACAGUUGGAAGGUUUCUAUACCACAUCACCAUAUGGUAGUAUAAUGUGUAAGUCCAA
Chlamydomonas reinhardtii is the source of this 2562-nucleotide messenger RNA. RefSeq lists its product as uncharacterized. The record is from RefSeq and is a predicted model, not a curated record. The coding region runs from base 128 to 1855 and encodes 575 amino acids. Gene Ontology annotation, molecular function: histone deacetylase activity. The transcript is spliced from 13 exons. NCBI's taxonomy places the organism in Eukaryota, Viridiplantae, Chlorophyta, Chlorophyceae, Chlamydomonadales, Chlamydomonadaceae.